AUGGACCAGCAGCUGCCCACGUUCGAGUUUAUACUAGAGGCUUUUGUCGAUCCGUCCUCUGUUCGCGACGUUGUUCGCGGCAUUCUGCACACCAUCUUCUUCCACCGCUUCUUUCCGUCCGUCUUGCCGCGCACGCGCGACGUUCUCGACCUCACCCUGCCCUACAUUGAAAAUGCCGAACUCGAGACGCUCAUCGAUCAGCGCACCGCCAUGCUGGUCCGCCAGCUGGAGGCCGAGCGAGGCGCUGGACAGGGUGCCGCUUGGGGAGCCGGUGGUGGCGGUCUAGGAUACGGCGGGUCUGGCGGCGGCGGCAGCAAUCAUCGCGGCGGCCGUGGCCAGAUAUCCGUACAGUUCUUCGAGAAGCGCCGCCGGAAGGCUUGGUAUGUCAUGCGCGGCGGCGAGGAGGAGGUCUGCUGGGAGAGCUGGACCGUCAAGGUCACCGUGGCCGAGCCGCGAACAGAAAGCGAGCGAGCAAAAGUUCGCCAGGCCAUGGAGUCCACCCUGCUAGCAGCCGUCAUGAAGAUCGUCACGUCUGUUAACGCCCAUAAGGACCACAUACCACCCAUCACCACCGCCGAUUCGAACCCUUUUCCCUACCAGAUCAACGUCAACCAGAAGGAGGCCGGAUGGGCCACACGCAUGGGCAUCUACUAG
Messenger RNA from Grosmannia clavigera kw1407, 654 nucleotides. RefSeq names its product duf1649 domain containing protein. Gene Ontology annotation, biological process: autophagy; autophagosome assembly. The transcript is spliced from 3 exons. The record is from RefSeq and is a predicted model, not a curated record. The coding region runs from base 1 to 654 and encodes 217 amino acids. Lineage: Eukaryota; Fungi; Ascomycota; Sordariomycetes; Ophiostomatales; Ophiostomataceae. Gene Ontology annotation, cellular component: phagophore assembly site.